Trematomus bernacchii (emerald rockcod) is the source of this 891-nucleotide messenger RNA. It is a transcript of the gene hoxb1b, whose product is annotated as homeobox B1b. Gene Ontology annotation, biological process: regulation of transcription by RNA polymerase II. The coding region runs from base 1 to 891 and encodes 296 amino acids. NCBI's taxonomy places the organism in Eukaryota, Metazoa, Chordata, Actinopteri, Perciformes, Nototheniidae. The transcript has 3 exons. The record is from RefSeq and is a predicted model, not a curated record. Gene Ontology annotation, molecular function: RNA polymerase II cis-regulatory region sequence-specific DNA binding; DNA-binding transcription factor activity, RNA polymerase II-specific. Gene Ontology annotation, cellular component: nucleus.
AUGGAUCAUUCCAGGAUGAACUCCUACUUAGACUACCCCGUGUGUAACAGGGGGGCGAAUAUUUUCAGUGCCAAGGCCGGAUACCACAAUUUAAACCAUGGAUACAUGUCGUCCAACUCGUGCGCAACAAGUGAUAGUUACGCACCGGACGGCCGGUUAGUUCCUGCUCCUUCUGCGCCACACCAGCCCCCGAGCCUCCCUCUGCACCACCAGGCAGCACACGUCAACCUGGAUCUGCAGUUUGCAACCCCGUCUGGGAACACCAUGUAUGGGUCACCUCUGGAGUACGGACAUCACCAGUACGGCCUGGCGCCCGAGCAGGACCGGAGCUUCAUCCACUCGCAGGUUUCCCCUCUCGGAACAAACAUGGCUCCUUACACCGGGGACAGUUGUGGGCCUGGGGUUGUAACAGGCGGCCAGUAUCUACAUUUUGGAAACGGGGAUCAGAGGCAGCCAGAGUAUCCAGAGAGUGUUUACACAAGGUUACCGAGCCAAAGCAGGGAGAAGGAUUUGGAGCAUGUAGAGGAGGCUUCUAAAACAUUCGACUGGAUGAAAGUGAAGAGGAAUCCACCUAAAACAGCUGUCAUGUCGGAGUUCGGGGUUCCCGGCCAGCUCAACGUGAUCCGCACCAACUUCACCACCAAGCAGCUGACCGAGCUGGAGAAAGAGUUCCACUUCAACAAAUACCUGACUCGGCCACGGAGGGUGGAGGUCGCCGCCAGUCUGGAGCUCAACGAGACGCAGGUGAAAAUCUGGUUUCAGAAUCGCAGGAUGAAGCAGAAAAAACGCGAGAAGCUGGGCUGCGUUUUGGUCAGCAGAGCAGCACCUGUAGAGACACUUUCUGGCAGUGAAACCUCUCCAAAGGGGAAAGGGAAAGACAGUAAACCAUGA